AUGUCUUUACCAUGGUCUCACAGCGAAGCCACGCGCACUGGCAGCCACAGCCAGGACUUGGAUGCCGCCGAGAAAGGCCUGAGCUUGGCGGUCUUACCGCCGCUCGCCCAUGUAAGCCGGAGGACGUCAAUACAUCCCAUCUCACCAGUCCAUGAGGGCAUAACACCGUCCUCCAGCGUACCAGCACUGGCCCUGCCAUGGCCUGCAGGGAGGCAACCUACCAAUGCUCCGGUACCUGAGGAAGAACCUAAGAAACCAGCACCAAAAAAAAAACGGAUUAGUCGAUGGAUCCUCUUUCAACUUUGGUUCAACACAUACCGAAAGUUCUUCACGUUUGCCAUAUCGCUCAACUUGACUGGAAUAGUCCUGGCUGCACUCGGGCGGUUCCCUUAUGCGGAAAACCAUCUCGGUGCUUUGGUGCUUGGCAACCUGCUAUGCGCCAUUCUGAUGCGGAACGAGUUGUUCCUUCGGGUCCUGUACAUGAUCGCCAUCUAUGGCCUGCGAAGUUGGGCUCCCGUGUGCGUCAAGCUGGCAGCAACGUCGAUUUUGCAACACGUCGGAGGCCUCCAUUCGGGAUGCGCACUCUCUGGCGCUGCCUGGCUAGUAUUCAAGAUUGUCGACAUCAUACGGCAUCACGCCGUUCAGCACAGUUCUGUGAUUGUCACCGGCGUAAUCACAAACUGCCUUAUAAUCAUUUCCGUCCUAAGCGCCUAUCCAUGGGUUCGCAACUACCAUCAUAACACAUUUGAGAGACACCAUCGCUUUAUUGGAUGGCUGGGUCUAGCGGCCACCUGGGCCUUCGUGAUCUUGGGAAAUUCCUAUGAUAUAACACGUGGGCAAUGGAGAGCCGGUACCAAUUCUUUACUCAGCGCACAGGAGCUUUGGCUUGCCGUGUUCAUGACAAUAUUUAUCCUCAUCCCUUGGCUUACCCUUCGAGAGGUCCCCGUGGAAGUUGAAAUUCCAUCGCCCAAAGUCGCCGUUAUCCGUUUCGACCGCGGGAUGCAGCAAGGUCUCCUAGGGAGAAUCAGUCGCACCUCGAUCAUGGAGUACCACGCCUUUGGAAUCAUUAGCGAGGGCCGGAAAUCCCCGUAUCAUUAUAUGAUCUGCGGUGUUCAAGGCGACUUUACGAAGAGUCUUGUUGCCGAUCCACCGAAAGCCGUGUGGACUAGGGAGCUGAAGUUUGCUGGGGUUGGGCAUGCAUCCUCGAUGUUUAAGAGAGGAAUUCGCAUCUGCACGGGAACCGGUAUAGGGGCAGCGCUAUCCACUUGCAUCCAGAGCCCAAAUUGGUUCCUUAUUUGGAUAGGCUCUGAUCAAGAGAAUACCUUUGGACCAACGAUAACGGGGCUAAUCCACAAACACAUCGAGCCAGAGAGAAUGAUCCUCUGGGACUCGAAGAAACGAGGAGGACGACCGGAUACCAUGAAACUCCUCAAAGACACGUGGACGAGCUUUGGAGCCGAGGUUAUAUUCAUUACCUCCAACAUGAAGGGCAAUGAUGAGAUGAUGCAAGGUUGCCGUGCAGCUGGAAUACACGCAUUCGGCACACUAUGGGACUUCUGA
Venustampulla echinocandica is the source of this 1560-nucleotide messenger RNA. RefSeq lists its product as uncharacterized. The record is from RefSeq and is a predicted model, not a curated record. The transcript has 10 exons. Bases 1 to 1560 code for a protein of 519 amino acids. Lineage: Eukaryota; Fungi; Ascomycota; Leotiomycetes; Helotiales; Pleuroascaceae.